AUGUUGAAUCAACUUUACAAAAAGACUGCUGAUGACAAAUGGUUAUUGGUUGACUCUGAUGUGAGAUCAGUCAAUUACACUAUCAAGCUGACAAAUAAGACCAAGGAGUUCUUCAAGGUAAUUGGUAAUUUGGACUAUAUGGGUCAUAAUACUACUCUUGCAAUCGAUAGUGUCCGUCACCCAGAGUCCUUUGAUCUACACUUUGAUGGCCAAAGUCGUCAAAAUAGAAACGCAACCGAUAGUCCCAUUUGGAGUUGGACAACUUGUUCCAACAAGCCAUUCCUCUUUGAUGUUAAAAAUGGAAACGAUACUGAUACCGCUGAUUUCAUUAUCAAAUUAAAGGUAGACGACAAACUCUUCCAAUGUAGCAACCAUUCUGGGGCCUCAGAUUCAGAUCAAGUGGUUCCUGAAAAGAUUGGAUCAUACUCUAAUCAAUUAAAAGCUGAAUUAUAUAAAAAGACAGGAGAUAAAUGGUUCACGGUCGGUUCAGAAGCCACUUUGGUGAGUUACACCUUACAGAUACCUAAAGGCAAUCAAGAGUUUUUUAAAAUAGUUAACAAUGCUGACUAUUUUGGAUAUAAUACUACUCUCACCAUCGAUAGUGUUGCAGCCAAAGAAUCCUAUGAUAUGACCUUUAAUGGUAAACAUCAUAACGGAGCAUCUACAAAUGAUGAAUGGGUAUGGAGUUGGUGGACUUGCUCAACAGCUCCAUAUUUUUUUGAUAUCACAAACAAAAACAUUAUGACAAGUGGAGAUUUUAUUUUCAAAGUAAAGAUUAAUAACAAAAAAGCAUUCGAUUGUUCAACCAAUACCCCAUCCACAUCAUCUACAUCAUCCUCUUCAUCAUCCUCCUCCUCCUCCUCAUCAUCAUCAUCCUCCUCAUCCUCUUCAUCUUCAUCAUCAUCGGAGCCUGGACUCACAUCAGGGUCAUCCAUGGAUAAAUACACACACUUUUUGGAAUACAACAACAGUCUCACCAUCGAUAGUGAUGCCUUGUCAGAACAAUAUGAAUUAACCAUUUCAGGAAAAUAUUUCUAUGGAUAUACAAGUCAAGCCCCCGAUUAUUUUUGGUGGGGAUAUUUCUUGGGAUUUAACCAUAGUCUCACCGUUGAUAGUAAAGGUCUCCGAGAGGCCUUUGAUAUAAAAUUUAAUUGGAAAACUCUUACAAGACAAAUAACAGAUGACCUGCCAACUUUAUAUUGGUGGGGAUGUAAUCGAAAUGAUGCAUUAUUUGAUAUCACCAACAGAAAUAGAUUCACUAGAGGUGAUUUUAUUAUCUCCAUUGAAGCUAUGGAUCGAUCUCAUAACUGUGGUAUUCCUCGUUAA
Cavenderia fasciculata is the source of this 1326-nucleotide messenger RNA. RefSeq lists its product as uncharacterized. Lineage: Eukaryota; Evosea; Eumycetozoa; Acytosteliales; Cavenderiaceae. The transcript has 5 exons. The record is from RefSeq and is a predicted model, not a curated record. Bases 1 to 1326 code for a protein of 441 amino acids.